AUGCAUCAGAGAUUCCUGGCCAAAGCGUUGGCACAGUACAAGAAGAUCCGUGUUAGCUCUAACUCGCAGCAACUUAUACCACAGAUUCGCCCUACGUAUGCGAUUCUGUUGAUAACCGAGCUUAACUUCUCGCGCUCGUCGCUGUAUUACAGCAGCCGCUUCGACCUGAUCAUUCAGAUAUAUGACGACUUUGCUCGGAUGGGCAGCCCAAUCACCGACACUCUGGCGUUCAGCCUGUACCUACGAGCACUGAACGAGAGAGGCAUGCAUCGGCAGGUAUUUACAGCAAUCGAAAACUACAACAAGCUGCCUGGCACGACAACCAAGGAUGUAUUGUCAGCGGCUGUGAUACGGCAAUUAUUGGCGGCAUAUUUUGGCGCUGGACGUCCAGACAAGGCCGUGGAACUGUUUGAUAUGCUGCGGACGAGCGAUGCACACCGAUCGGGAUAUCUCAACAAUGGCGAGCUGUUGGCACUAGUGGACGAGCUCCUGGAUCUGCUAAUAACCAGUAAAACCCCUGCAGAACAGCACAUAGGCGUCUUGAAUCAGCUGCUACAGAUAGCGGGGUUGAGCAGCAACUACGACUUUCUGUUCGCCGCCUUGGAAAAGUUCCUGGCCCGCAAAGUCGCAAUUAGCUACACAACAUUUGCUAUCCUGCUAAAGGUCCAUGCCCAGAUCCAGCCUGACGUCUCCCAUAUGCUGAACUUGUACCGGCUGAUCACCUCACACAAGCAGGCGCAGAGCAUGAUGACGACACCGGUGUUUAGUGCCUUCAUUGAUUACUUUAGCGUGUUGGAGGACCUGCGGCAGCAUCCAAUUGCUCAGCCAAACAUGCGCACAGUCGGGCUGCUGAUGGCACGGUAUGGCAAAGCGGGACUAAUGGACAGGGCACUAUCGCUGUACCACAGGAUCGGGUUCGAACAGUUCGACUCGUUGCUUGUGGAUAUAAUCCACCAAGGCAGGGCGAACAACUACAGCGGUAUGUUUUCGGCGUUCUCGGAGCUGCGGUUGCUGGCGCCGACCAGCAUGAUGCCGCUAGUGGCUGUGUUGUUCCAGUCUUCCAAUAUUGCUCGCAAGCGGGUACGUGCGAUCCAGAACGGACCCAUGGCAAUUACUCGGCUUGGUGCAGGUUUCCCCACAGAUGCAGAGUUUGAACUCUUUACAGCAAACUUCCGUACCUGUGUUGACGACUUGCUCAGUUCGUCGGAAAACGGGCUGCCUGUAAAGCAGUUUCUGUUCAAUAUGGCGAUCUCAAUAUCGGCUCAGAUACGGGACUACGAUACCACGCAGCGGGUUUACGACUAUCUCGCCAAGACCGAAGGCAUGGAGCCCACUGCCCAGACGUUCCGGGCGUUGAUCCGGUCGUACAUCAGCAGCUUCGACUAUGCCGGCGCAACCGAUGUCUUGGAUGAGCUGGCAACCCGCAAUGUUCCGCUGUCCUGCAUCACAUUCAACGCCCUAAUCCAUGGGUUCAUUGCCGCAGGCCUACCUGAGCAGGCCAUCAAGGCGUACUCCUUCAUGGCGCCAGAGUUCAAGGACUUUCUGCCUGUCACCAGGCCUGAUAUCUACACGUUCGCGACUAUGGCCGAUGGGCUAGUCAGCGCGGGUAUGUUCAAGGAGGCCAUUGUGGUGUUUGAGGAUUCGUUCACGCUGCUAAGCUAUGUGCCAAGGCAACUGCUGGAGACACUGGUCAGUAGUCUGGAGGAGAAAAUGCAAUUCGACUUGUCGCAAAUCUGCCUGAAGCGGUUUGGUCGGCGGAUUGAGGAAAGUCAGCCCGCGGAGGUCCAGGUUGCGACGUCUGACGGCAAGCAAAUUGCUAUGGCAGAGACGCCGGCGGACAAGCUGCCGCUAUCGUACUUUGGGUACCUGCUCCAGCGCAGCCGCAGAAUGUAA
Molecule: messenger RNA, 1893 nt
Organism: Linderina pennispora
Lineage: Eukaryota; Fungi; Kickxellomycota; Kickxellomycetes; Kickxellales; Kickxellaceae
Exons: 5
Coding region: 1-1893 (630 amino acids)
Molecular function (GO): protein binding
Source: RefSeq, a predicted model, not a curated record